Meira miltonrushii is the source of this 1569-nucleotide messenger RNA. RefSeq names its product putative MVD1-mevalonate pyrophosphate decarboxylase. Bases 93 to 1406 code for a protein of 437 amino acids. Lineage: Eukaryota; Fungi; Basidiomycota; Exobasidiomycetes; Exobasidiales; Brachybasidiaceae. The record is from RefSeq and is a predicted model, not a curated record. The transcript has a single exon. Gene Ontology annotation, cellular component: cytosol. Gene Ontology annotation, biological process: isoprenoid biosynthetic process; isopentenyl diphosphate biosynthetic process, mevalonate pathway. Gene Ontology annotation, molecular function: diphosphomevalonate decarboxylase activity; ATP binding.
AUAAAGCUCACAAACACACACGAGAGAAUGAUUGGGGAGAUAGAGCGCGCAUUGAUGAUCUCUCUCUGCUCACCAUCAACCCUAUUCAAAACAUGUCAUCUCAACCUAUCAUCACUGCCACAUGUUCGGCACCAGUUAACAUUGCAGUCAUAAAAUAUUGGGGUAAACGUGAUACAAAGCUAAUCUUACCAACAAAUGAUUCACUUUCCGUCACCUUAGAUCAAGAUCAUCUUCGUAGUGUUACAACCGCAAGGGCUGAUAUCUCAUUUCAAAAAGGAGAUCGUCUCUGGCUAAACGGCGUAGAAGAAGAAAUCGGAACAGAAGGACGCUUACGUACAUGCAUUGAAGAAUGUCGUAAAGUACGUAAAGGAAUGGAAGCUAAAGAUGGUUCAUUGGCAAAGAUUUCAGGAUUACCAUUACACAUCUGCAGUGAAAACAACUUCCCCACAGCUGCUGGAUUAGCAUCUUCUGCUUCAGGUUUCGCUGCUUUGGUUGCCACACUAGCGGCUCUUUAUGGCCUCAAACCCACUCUCAAUUCCUCCGAUCUCAGUAAAUUCGCACGUCAAGGAAGUGGAUCUGCUUGUAGAUCUUUGUUCGGCGGUUUUGUUGCUUGGCAAUCAGGAACGGAAGCAUCAGGUGACGACAGCUUAGCAAUUGAAGUCGCACCCCGCGAGCAUUGGCCUACACUGCAAGCAUUAAUCUGUGUUGUGAGCGAUGCAAAGAAAGGUACUCCAAGUACGGCGGGUAUGCAACGUACAGUGGCUACUUCACCACUAUUGCAACACAGAAUCAAAGAUGUCGUGCCUGCACGAAUGGAAGCGAUGCGAAAAGCCAUUAAAGAUCAUGACUUUGAUUCUUUUGCAGAUUUGACAAUGGCAGACAGCAACAACUUCCAUGCAUGCGCUUUGGAUACCGCACCACCAAUUUUCUACAUGAAUGACGUUAGCAGAGCAAUCGUUCAGCUAGUGGAAGAAUUCAACCGAGCAAGUGUGGCAGAAGGAAAGGGAAAACGUAUCGCUUAUACUUAUGACGCAGGACCAAAUGCAGUCCUCUAUGCUGAAGAGAAGGAGAUGAAGACGAUUUUGGCUGUCAUUCGUCAUUAUUUCCCAAAUACUGAUUUCGAUGAUACGUUCAACUUAUUGGGAGCAGGUGCAAAUGCUUCUCAUCGUGGUGCUCAAGAAGCAGUUCCAUUGCCAACCAACGAAGUACCAAAAGGUUUCAAUGAGAACGUCAUUCCUGUUCAAGAACCUGGAGCAGUUCGUAGAUUGAUUCACACUCGUGUAGGAGAUGGACCACGUGUUUUACAUACAUGGGGAGAUGGAAAGGGCACUGCAGGUGAUGUUAAAGAGAGUCUUUUGGGAGAAGAUGGAAUACCCUUGCGAUUGCAAAGAGCUAAACGUGCUUAACAUUGAGGAAUCAGAGCAUUAGAUGUAUACGAUUUUUAUAGUCUUAGUAAGCAGCAUUCACGCAAUUAAAUCAGGCAUAUUUGCAGUCUUAUCUUGCGCGUCAAAAGCAAUGACUCGCCGAAGACGGUGUAAGAUUUUAAGAAGGAAGCUAAGAAUUUUAUCA